AUGUCUAAUUCAGGGUGUCACUCUAACAGCACCCCCUACAAGACCUGCAAGCUUCUUAAAAGGUUGGUGCAAUUACUCGUUCGGCAGCGGCUCAUGGCAGAUGGUUCAGAUGGCACGCGCAGCGACGCGAUUGAAUGGGCCAAGAUCCUGGGAGACGAGCUGAUGGUGGGCAGCAGAGUACACAUAGCCCAAGCCGAAAAGCCAACGGCAGGUGCUGAUUCGACGGCGCCAAAAGCCGACACUGAUCAACCAGCAGCAAAGGAUGACAAGCCCAACACCGUGCGAACAUCGCAUGUCAUUACCAGUGGCUUGAAAUUGCUGGUCCUAUACUUCUCAGGGCGAUGGUGUCCCGUUUGCGCAGAGUUCGACACAGUUAUCAGAGAUGUUUAUGCGGGACUGAAGUCCUUGGAAGAGUCGUCAGACAUCGAAGUUGUUUGGAUUCCUUGCGACCUAUCCGAAGAUGCAUGCAAGAUUCACCUAAGGCGAAUCGGAUCCUUGCUCGGGGCCUUGUGGUCGCCAAAGCGCUUGCAAGAGCUUUCUGAUCGGUGGAAGGUUUCGUCGAUUCCAACAGCUUUGGUUCUGGAUGCACGAGAUGGUCGAGUAGUGACAGCAUGUGCAAGACGGGACAUGGAAGAGGUCCAUGAGCGCGCAGUGCGCAGAGGAUCAAAAGACACUCGGAACUCUGAAAGCUAUGGUGCCCUCAUGUUUCGAUGGCUUGAACUCCUCGAUGCGCAACGCGCAGCUUUGGAUGAUGGCAUGCCAUUGAAAAUCGAUGAGAGCUCCGACAGCGAGAGUUCCGGAGGGUCUGUGCGUUCCUCACGCAACAGCCGUGCGAGCAAAGCUUCAUCGCGGCGAAACAGCACAAACUUAGCACAACAGCCGGCAGAAGAUGAGAGCUGA
Messenger RNA from Symbiodinium natans, 900 nucleotides. The record is from the annotation of a GenBank genome assembly. Lineage: Eukaryota; Dinophyceae; Suessiales; Symbiodiniaceae.